GAGCAAAUCUACACACACUCUAAAGGGAACUGUUUUGGCAUUCAGAUUCGUCUAUCACUUUUUACUGCUGUAGAAAGAAAAAGAAAGGAAGCUAAUGCACUGCUUACUUUUUGCAGCUACUGAGUUUUUUCCUAAAAUCUUCUGAAACUUGAACCUUGCUGUAAAGGGGAGACCAGACCACUGAACCCUACCACCCAGAGAUGGACAUAAGACAGAACUUUCAUUUUUAAGACUAUUUUGCGCCCAGCAAGGCACAGAAUAAAAAAACUGGAUACCAGCUUGGACAUGGUUACAGUAUCUCAAAAUAGCAGAUGACCAGUUUGCUAUACUGACCAUGCUGGCCUUUCCUCAGGACCAUCCUGGACCAGAGAGCAACAGGGAACUCUCGCACCGUACACAAUUCCUGCACAAAAUACAGCUCCUGAGUACAUUCUGUUGGACACAAAAAUGUCCAGUCCUUUAUAUUCCUUGAAAGGGUUUGGAGCUGUCAACGGAUCUUUGCCACCUCUCUCAGUAACAGGAGCACCCAAGCAGGACUACCUGAGUGACGAACAAGGAAACAAACUGCGCUGGGCAGCGUUGCUGACCCUCCUGGUGAUAAUUCCCACCAUUGGGGGGAACAUACUUGUCAUACUGGCAGUGUCUCUGGAGAAAAAGUUGCAAUAUGCCACCAACUACUUUUUGACAUCCUUGGCGGUGGCAGAUUUGCUCGUGGGUCUGUUUGUGAUGCCAAUUGCCCUUCUCUUAAUACUAUAUGACAAUACCUGGCCUUUACCUACUGCCUUGUGUCCUAUCUGGCUCUUCCUUGACGUCCUCUUUUCCACAGCUUCCAUCAUGCACCUCUGUGCCAUCUCACUAGACCGCUACAUUGCGAUCAAAAAGCCAAUCCAGGCUAGUCAGUACAAUUCCUGGGCUACAACAGUCAUCAAAAUCAUCGUGGUUUGGCUCAUUUCAAUAGGCAUUGCAAUUCCGAUCCCUAUCAGAGGCAUUGAAGAUGGAAAUGGCAACUCUGCAAACAUCACGUGUGCCCUGACGCCCGAGCGUUUUCAUGACUUCAUUCUGUACGGAUCAGUGGCUGCAUUCUUCAUUCCCCUUGCAAUCAUGAUCGUCACCUAUUUUCUGACCAUCCAAGUGCUGCGCCAGAAGGCCUACUUGAUCACCAAGCCACCUCAGCGUUUCACCUGGUCAACAGUGUCCACAGUAUUUCAGCGUGACACAACACCUGCCUCCUCACCAGAAAAGGUGGCCAUGCUAAAUGGCUCCAGAAAGGACCAGACUGUGUCCAUGGAAAUGCCUAUCUGCAGGACAUCUACGAUUGGGAGGAAAUCCAUGCAAACGAUAACUAACGAACAAAGGGCGUCAAAAGUUCUGGGGAUUGUAUUUUUCCUUUUCCUGUUGAUGUGGUGCCCAUUCUUCAUAACAAACAUAAGUUCAGUUCUUUGCAAUUCCUGCAAAAAGGAGGUUUUUCAAAAGCUUUUGGAGAUAUUUGUUUGGAUAGGAUAUGUAUCCUCGGGAGUGAACCCUCUUGUGUAUACACUCUUCAACAAAACAUUUAGGCAGGCUUUCAGCAGGUAUAUCACUUGCAACUAUCGGACCACAAAGCCUAGCAAGGCCCUUCGGAAGGGCUCCAGCAGAAUCUCUUUCAGAAGUUCUGUGGCAGAAAAUUCCAAGCUCUUUGUCAUGCAUGGGAUGAGAAAUGGGAUUAACCCCAUCAUGUACCAGAGCCCAAUGAGGCUGAGGAGCUCACCCAUCCAAGCAUCAUCAGCCAUUCUGCUGGACACAUUGCUGCUCACCGAGAACGAAGUUGAUAAAACAGAAGAACAAGUCAGCUAUGUAUAGUGGAAUGGCAGCCAUGUCCAUAUCAUUGCAUUCCUGUAUUAUUCUAGGUAACUGUGCUAUAAGAGGGUAUAAAUACUAUUGUUUUCUGUUAUUUAUGCAAGCAAUAUCUUAUAAAUUUAUAUUAAUUCCUCUCCUCCAAAGUCUCCUCUACUUUAACCCCAACCCUAUGGUGGCACCCACAACUUCAUUCUGUGACAAAUGACUCCUGCAGAACUAUAGCCUACAGAAGAGGGAAAUAAAUAAAAGC
Molecule: messenger RNA, 2086 nt
Organism: Acanthisitta chloris (rifleman)
Lineage: Eukaryota; Metazoa; Chordata; Aves; Passeriformes; Acanthisittidae
Gene: HTR2B
Product: 5-hydroxytryptamine (serotonin) receptor 2B, G protein-coupled
Exons: 3
Coding region: 448-1839 (463 amino acids)
Biological process (GO): regulation of behavior; heart development; G protein-coupled receptor signaling pathway, coupled to cyclic nucleotide second messenger
Cellular component (GO): plasma membrane; dendrite
Molecular function (GO): neurotransmitter receptor activity; G protein-coupled serotonin receptor activity
Source: RefSeq, a predicted model, not a curated record